Molecule: messenger RNA, 2461 nt
Organism: Oppia nitens
Lineage: Eukaryota; Metazoa; Arthropoda; Arachnida; Sarcoptiformes; Oppiidae
Product: very low-density lipoprotein receptor-like
Exons: 3
Coding region: 167-2356 (729 amino acids)
Molecular function (GO): calcium ion binding; protein binding
Source: RefSeq, a predicted model, not a curated record
UGAUAAAUUGACCUGUCUUAUAAAAAUAUUUUAGUUUAAUUUCAAACCUCACUCGAGAGCACAGAGAGUGUCUUAUACUUUAAAAAAGCAUUAUUUCUCUCUUUAAUAUAUAGUUUUAAUUUAAUAAUUAUUGUUUAGUUUUUUAAUUUAAUUUAAUUUGGAAAUAAUGCUAAACAUAAAGCUCUUUGUGUUUGCUCUGAUUGUUGGCUGUAGUUUAGUUUAUAGCAAAUGUCCGUCAAAUUUCUUUGACUGCGGUAAUGAUAGAUGUAUCGGUCAUUUUUGGCGAUGUGAUGGCGAAGACGAUUGUGGCAAUUGGGCCGAUGAACAGUCGUGCGGAAGUCCCACAGCUAAGACACGACACGAAAUCAUUGAGAAGCACUGUGCUGUUAAUCACACCCACUGUAAUGAUACCUACGGCACAUGUAUACCAAAUAAAUGGCUGUGCGAUGGUAUGGAAGACUGUUCCAAUGGAAACGAUGAAAAAAAUUGUACAAAAGACAGGGCCCAGUGUUCGGGAUUUUUAUGCAAUACCUUUGAAUGUAUUCCUUCGCGCUGGAGAUGUGACGGUAUUCCCGAUUGCGAAGAUGCCUCCGAUGAGACUAACUGUCCGUCAAAACCAAAACACGACAUUUGUGAUAAAGAGCACGGAUUUUAUAAAUGUCUUACCGGAGAAUGUAUUCCCAUCUAUAAGCUGUGCGACAAACGUAAAGACUGUCCGCAAGGAGACGACGAGGGAACUGAAUGUCGAUCGAGUGGAUGCCAUACCAAGAAUUGUUCACAACUAUGCUUUGUUGAAUCAGAUGGACCACAAUGUUAUUGUCGCGAAGGUUUCAGUUUGGGUAGUGAUAACACAACUUGUUUUGAUAUCGAUGAAUGUGAUGACGGUUUGAAAGGACUAUGCAGUCAAAAGUGUGUCAAUAUUUAUGGUGGAUAUAAAUGCAAAUGUAGUGAAGGAUACAAAUUGAUUAACAAUAGGAGUUGUAUUGCAGCUGAAGAGGAACCACUUCUGUUGUUCUCAAAUAGUGAAGGUAUUCGUGGUUUUUGGCUCCGAAGCAAACAAUUCUUUCCCGUUUUUCACUCAUCCAAACAAACCAUUGGAAUCGACUAUUUAGCCAAAAAAGAUAGGGUUUAUUGGGUUGAAUUAGACGAAACUCCUGGAAUAUAUUCAUCCACUCUUAUGGGUGAUUACUUCAAACCUAUUGUCACAAAAAACUUUAAAGCACCUGAAGAUUUGGCUAUUGAUUGGGUCGGAGAAAACAUAUACAUAACAGACGGAGACUUACAUGAAAUAAUAGUCUGUAAUAUUGAUGGAGAUAUGUGUGCUUCGGGUUUAUUUGGUGUCUUAGAUAAGCCACGAGCCAUAGUUGUCGACCCAUCAAACGGAACUGUAUAUUGGACUGAAUGGGGAGAACAUCCGGGAAUAUAUAUGGCGGGAAUGGAUGGUUCAAACAAACAUCACUUAAUAAACAAUAAUUUGAUCUGGCCAAACGGUAUUGCAUUAGACUCGGCAACUAAUCGAUUGUAUUGGUCAGAUGCUAAAGUCGGUAGAAUUGAAUACAUGGAUCUGAAGACAAAUCAAAGAGUAAUUGUAUUAUCAGACAAAGUUUUUCAUCCAUUUUCAUUAGACGUAUUUGAAGACUGGGUUUAUUGGAGCGAUUGGAUGACAUACUCAUUGGAUAAAAGCCAUAAACUGACGGGACAUAAUCAGUCAAUACUCAUACGGGAAAGGGAUGAACAAAUAAUGGGUGUCCAUAUAUAUCAUCCGUUAAUUCAAAAGCAAUCGUAUAAUCCGUGUUAUGUACACAAAUGUUCCCAUAUGUGUGUAUUGGCACCCAAUCGACGACAUACUUGUGUCUGUCCCGACAAUUUGGUCCUUUCUAAAGACAAGAAGACUUGUGAGAACAUACCGGAAGAAGUUUAUGAGAUUAAAGAAAAAGUAUUAAAUAUAUCGCACGAUAUGCUUACCAUCAAAGGUGUUGUCGAUGAACUUCCCGAUGAACUCGAUAUCAUUAAGAAAGAGCACAAAAUGUUGAUGAAUCGCACCACUGAUGAACAGUCAGCGAUUGUUGUGAACCAAUCCAGUGAUGACAAGAAGGGUUGGCUUACUUUUGGUAUAGCUGUUGGUAUUGUUACCCUAAUAGUUGUUUUGGUCUACAUUGUCAUCAAAAGAGAUGAUUACAGUUUUCUGACUCCCAGUGAGAUCCGUAACGUACUGUACAGUCGUGGCGACCAAAUCAGGACUGCAAUCAGUUUCAAUAAUCCUGUUUUUAAUAAGGCUUUCGGUCGUCACGUCGAUGACGACGAACAGCUCAUAGACGAUGACAUCAAUAGUCAACCCGAAGACAACAAAUACUGAUCUCCUCUAUAGACAUGUCAUAUGUAUAUAUAGUUUAUAAAUGAUUUUAUUAUUGAGUUUUUAGAGUUUUAUUAUAUUAUAUUUGAUUAUAUUAUUAUUAUUAUU